Messenger RNA from Penicillium malachiteum, 1671 nucleotides. RefSeq names its product putative MFS multidrug transporter. The transcript has 5 exons. Gene Ontology annotation, biological process: transmembrane transport. Gene Ontology annotation, molecular function: transmembrane transporter activity. The record is from RefSeq and is a predicted model, not a curated record. Lineage: Eukaryota; Fungi; Ascomycota; Eurotiomycetes; Eurotiales; Aspergillaceae. Bases 1 to 1671 code for a protein of 556 amino acids.
AUGUCUCACACUUCCUCCUCCACUGCAACAGAUGGAGAUCCGGAAAAGCAAGAGGAGCCAGGUCGAAUCCGCUCUCCAGGCGGCACUCCUCAUAGAAGCCAUUAUGAUGGGCCGAUCGGAGUCAGUAAUGGUCAUGCCAAUGGACACGCCAACGGUCAUACAGACAGCAAAGACGAGCUGAAGGAGUGGCAAUGCUAUGAGAAAUUGGGAUAUUCAUUCCCUUGGUGGAAGAAAUGGGGCAUCAUCUCGGUGAUUUUCGCUGUACAAACCUCGAUGAACUUCAAUGCAAGUUUCUAUGCCAGCAGUAUCUCUCUCUACGCCAAACAUUUUAAUAUCUCAGAGCAGGCUGCUCGAGUUGGUCAAAUGGAUUUCCUUAUUGCAUAUGCCUUCGGCUGCGAAUUCUGGGCUCCAUUCAGUGAGGAGUUUGGUCGAUGGCCUAUCAUGCAGCUCAGUCUGUUAUUGGUUAAUAUCUGGCAACUCCCGUGUGCAUUGGCUCCAAACUUUGGUACCAUUGUAGUAUGCCGCUUGUUGGGUGGUCUUUCAUCAGCAGGAGGCUCGGUGACCUUAGGUAUGGUCGCUGAUAUGUGGGAGGCGGAAGAUCAGCAAUGGGCCGUUGCCUAUGUUGUCCUGUCUUCCGUCGCAGGCUCUGUUAUUGCCCCGAUUAUUGGUGGCUUCGUCGCGACAUUCCUUGACUGGCAUUGGAACUUUUGGUUGCAGCUCAUUUUGGGUGGCUUUGUGCAGAUACUUCAUCUCUUCGUCCCAGAAACGAGGUGCAGCAUCCUGAUCACCAGGGAAGCUCGCAGGAGACGUAAGAAUGGAGAUAUGGUCUGGAGCGGUGAUGAGCUGAGAAAGAAACGUAUGUCUUGCCGAUAUAUUCUCAUGAUUUGGGCUCGCCCGUUUGUCAUGUUUCUUCGCGAGCCAAUCGUUCUAUGUCUCUCACUCUUCAGUGGGUUCAGUGACUCGCUGAUUUUCACUUUCCUACAAUCUUAUACCCCGGUAUACAAACAAUGGGGAUUUAGCACCAUCACUACUGGUCUAGCAUUUAUUCCUAUACUUGUUGGGUACUUUAUUGCAUAUUUCUCGUUCCUGCCAUGGAUUAAGUACCACUCUCACAUCCGUGAGCGAGAUCCCGAUGGCUUGCAGCCGGAGGCUCGUCUUUACUGGCUACUCUGGGUGGCUCCUCUCUUAUCAAUUGGACUGUUUGGUUUCGCCUGGACCAGCCUCGGCCCCCCUCAUGUGCACUGGAUUGCACCGAUGAUAUUUUCAUGUCUCAUUGCAAUAGCGAAUUUCUCUAUCUACAUGGCCACCAUUGACUAUAUGAUUGCAGCGUAUGGACCAUAUUCUGCAUCAGCGACAGGAGGAAAUGGAUUUGCUCGUGACUUCCUCGCUGGUGUGGCAGCAAUGUAUUCGGUACCUAUGUAUACAAAUAUGGGAACUACUCACCACCUUGAGUGGCCUUCUACAUUCCUUGGGUUUAUGGCCAUUCUCUUUACGAUCCCUAUCUACGUUUUCUAUUGGUAUGGCCCUGCUAUUCGUGAAAGAUGCCCAUUUGCACAAACCUUGGCCGCCGACAGAAAGAAAGCUGGACGAAGAAUUUCUCAGUGUGGCUCUGGGGAUCAAGAUCCUGUACAACGAUACUUGGCCGGUGAGGGUGUCACGAUAAGAACAUAG